AUGCAGUGCCCUUUCGCCUGUGAACAGGGCGGUUGCGAUACUCCGAUGAGGAUGAACAUAGCAUGGCUGAUGGGUAAUGUGUUGAGACAUACGAGUGCACCGGAAGUGCUCGCUGGCAUUGACCCCAGUGAUUUGGUCGUGACAUUAGAAUGCUUGAUGGCGAUAAGCGGUGUAUUCAUCAGCGUGAUGGGUACCCUUACUCCGGCUGGAACCAAUACUUACGGGCUGAGUCUGCGUUGA
Molecule: messenger RNA, 240 nt
Organism: Perkinsus marinus ATCC 50983
Lineage: Eukaryota; Perkinsozoa; Perkinsida; Perkinsidae
Exons: 3
Coding region: 1-240 (79 amino acids)
Source: RefSeq, a predicted model, not a curated record